GGAAAAAAAAUCUAAACGCAUGGAAUAUCUACUGUAUGUGGCUUUGAUGGACUCAAAACAUUCCUUUGCUCUUUUCUGCCCUAAAACUGUACAUUUCCAUCCUUCUUAAGCGUGUUGGCGAUGGGUGACAUCCAGGCGCCCUACAUGGACAUCCUGCAGCCCUACACGGAUGGCCACGGCUCUCGCCACUCUCACCGCCACGUCAGGGACUGUCAACCCAGCAUGCACGGCAAUCGCACCCACGAGAGCUUCCGCGCCAGCAACUACAGCGGUCUACCAGUGGCCGAGUCCAGACUGAUCGUGUACAACCUGCCUAACCGUGUCGUGACUGGUCACUUUACGGUGGUCCAUGACCCCCUGAGGACCCUGUCGGUUCUGGAGCCUGGCCAGCCAGGAGGCUGCAGCAAUUCCUGCAUGUCCACGGUGGAGGAGACGUCCCGGAACGCCGGCUGUCUGUACGCGCAGAACGCCGGCUUCUUCAACACCCGUACGGGCCAGUGUUUGGGCAACGUGGUGAGCGACGGCAGGAUGGUGCGGGACAGCGGCGGCGUGCAAAACGCCCAAUUUGGCAUUCGGAGGGAUGGGACCCUGGUGUUUGGGUAUCUGUCUCAGGAGGAAGUUCUGGAGCAGUCCAAUCCUUUUGUUCAGUUGGUCAGCGGAGUGAUGUGGCUGCUCCGAAACGGCGAGGUGUACAUCAAUUCCAGUCUGAAAGCCGAAUGCGCCGAAAUGCAGGAGAGCGGCUCGUUAGACUAUUUCACCAACGUUAUAUCAGCCAGGAGUGCUUUGGGUCACGACGCCGAGGGCAGGGUGAUCUUGUUCCAGGUGGAUGGACAGACAGGAGAAAGAGGAAUGAGCCUUUGGGAGAUGGCCGACUUCCUGAAGCAAAACGGAGUCAUCAACGCCAUCAAUAUGGACGGCGGCGGGUCUUCCACCUUCGUGUCCAACGGCACCCUGGCCAACUACCCGACGGACAAAUGCAAAGCAGACCAAAGGUGGCGCUGCGCUCGGCCAGUCUCCACCAUCCUGUGCGUCCAUUCGCGGCAUUGCCAGCCAUCGGAUUGCGGCGGACGCGGCCAAUGCGUGGACGGAUUAUGUCGCUGCCGCGAGGGCUGGCGGGGCGCCGGCUGCGACUCGACAGUGUGUCGGCUGCCAUCUUGCGGCUCGCGCCAGGUCUGCACCGCCAGGGGUUGCGUCUGCGAUGCCGGAUGGAGAGGCAAGAACUGCAGUCAAGAAUGUCUGCCGGGUUUCUAUGGCAACGGCUGCAACCAGACGUGCUCCUGCAUGAACGGCGGCUCGUGCCAUCACAUCCACGGAGGCUGCAGCUGCGCUCCGGGGUUCUCCGGAACAACUUGUGAAGAAGAUGGACGCUUAAAGGCCAAAGAGCGGGAGGAAGAAACUCGUUAUCUAACGGAGACAACGUGGCUGACGCUCACCAUCAUCCUGAGCAUUCUGCUGACGCUCAGCCUCCUGGCUCUUGCCACGCGGCUCUGCAGGCAAUCGCCAGCGAGUCGCACGCGUGCCAACUACGCAUACCUGCCGCUGACCGCCUCUGAGGGAGAGGUGCCCAAUGGCGGAGGGCCUGAGAAAUGCGAUCUGGAUUGCCCAAACUCUCUUGAAUUAAUGUAAGCCACGGCGGAAAGAGAGAAGUUCCCGUGACGUUUCAAACACUGGUCAAUGGCAUAAGGUCUGUAGCUUUAUCCCCCCCCCCCCUCCUCCCCUCUUUGGCUCACAGAGGUGCAAUUGCACUAUUGCAUGCAGCCUUUCUUCACAAAGUAGAGAAGAGCGCACUUGCAGACACAUUCCAGAAAUUGUCAGGUCACAGAUUGGCUUGUGUGUUUAAUUUCACACUCGAUGGGCGGGCACAGCUAUUCGUCUGAAUCUACCUUUAAAUUAUGAUCACUUAAUUUCAGCGUAAUAAGUUUAAAUAUUUGUUUUUGGACCAGGAGGUGGUUCUCAGGAAUAAACGCUGCUUCAUGUGAGCGACAGUACGAAUGCUGCUGUACAAACUUCUUUUGAUAGAAUGUCAAAAUAUCUUUGCAGGAUUUAUGGAGAACUGUGAAAUGAUAUUUAUAGUAUGGUAUCACUAUUUGGUGAGCGUAUCAAAGAAAGGAAUAAAGACUUAUUUUUCCGUC
Messenger RNA from Hippocampus comes (tiger tail seahorse), 2132 nucleotides. It is a transcript of the gene nagpa, whose product is annotated as N-acetylglucosamine-1-phosphodiester alpha-N-acetylglucosaminidase. The transcript has 10 exons. Gene Ontology annotation, biological process: secretion of lysosomal enzymes. Bases 121 to 1626 code for a protein of 501 amino acids. The record is from RefSeq and is a predicted model, not a curated record. Lineage: Eukaryota; Metazoa; Chordata; Actinopteri; Syngnathiformes; Syngnathidae.